This is a messenger RNA of Pseudomyrmex gracilis, 1593 nucleotides long. RefSeq names its product jerky protein homolog-like. The transcript is spliced from 2 exons. The record is from RefSeq and is a predicted model, not a curated record. Gene Ontology annotation, molecular function: DNA binding. Gene Ontology annotation, cellular component: nucleus. The coding region runs from base 1 to 1593 and encodes 530 amino acids. Lineage: Eukaryota; Metazoa; Arthropoda; Insecta; Hymenoptera; Formicidae.
AUGACAGAACAGAAGAAAAGAAAAAGAAGUUUGACAAUAGCUGAACGAUAUAUGAUUUUGGAACGUCUGGAAAGAGGUGAAUCUGGGACAACCUUAGCAAAGGAAUUCGAUGUAUCACGAGCAGCUAUUACAUUAAUAAAAAAAAGAAAAGAAGAUAUUUUACAAGCAAAAAAUGUUUUACAAAGCAGUCAGGGAAGUGUAAACAAAAAAAGAUAUAGGGGGACUGAAGAUCAACUCUUAGAAUCGAAAUUGUAUGAAUGGUUUGUACAAAGACGAAGUAUGGGCUUGCCCAUAAGUGGCCCAAUUCUUCAACAGAAAGCUUUGCUGUUUAAUCAACAUUUUAACGGUUCAAAUACAUUCAAAGCCAGUAAUGGAUGGCUUAAUAAUUUAAAAAAAAGGCAUGGAAUACGGUACUUAACCACGCAAGGUGAGAAAUUGUCAGCGGAUCCGGCAGCUAGCGAANAUUUCAAACAAAAAAUACAAAAUAUAAUGAAAGUUACGGAAAUAAGUUCUAAUCAAAUUUACAAUUGCAAUGAAACUGGUCUCUAUUGGAAGAUCAUGCCCAAUAGGACUUUCGUUUGUCGAAAUGAGAAAUGCGCUNAAGGUCGCAAGAAACCGAAAGAUCGGGUUACCGUUAUGGCAUGUACAAAUGCAUCUGGAAAUCACAAAAUUCCUUUAUUUGUUAUAGGAAAAUCUGCGCACCCUCGAUGUUUCAAAGGAAUAAAAACUCUGAGCGUCGUCUAUGAACACCAAGCCAAUGCGUGGAUGAAUCAAAAUUUAAUGGUAAAAUGGUAUUUUUCUGUUUUUGUGCCAGAAGGAACUAAAGAACAUAAUUUACAAAAUAUGCCAGACAAAAAGAUUAUUUUAAUAAUGGACAACGCUUCUUGUCAUCCACCGGCUGAAAUAUUGAAUAACAUAUGUACUUUUUGCACAGUAAUUUUUUUGCCACCAAAUGUGACGUCAUUAAUCCAACCUUUAGAUCAAGGAAUAAUCGAGAAAUUUAAAAAAAACUACAGAAAGAUAUUAAUUACUAGAGUAUUAGCUGAAGAUACAGAAAAUAGUGAAAAUUUCUUGAAGUCACUGAAUCUUUUACAUUGCUGCACUUUUGCUGGACUGGCUUGGGAGACAGUUUCAUCUACAGAUAUUAGAAACUGUUGGAAGAAGUUGAUUCCGUUAGAAAAUGAUACAGCUUCGUCUUCAGGAAUACAAUCAGCCGAUGCUAUUGCGUUACAUUUAUUAAUUCGACAAAUUCCAUUAUUUGAAGAAUUAUCUUUUGAAGACACUGUUAAUUGGCUAGACAUAGACUCAGACGAAAUUGGAUGGCAAGCUCGGACUGAUGAGGAGAUCCUUCUAGGUAUUAUUAUUAAUGAAAAUGAUACAGAAAAUGUAAUGAACAACUUAUGUGAUGAAGAGCAAGAAAUUUUUGAUGAUGAUAAUAAUAAUACUUCGCGUAUUCCAUCUCCCAGAAACGCUUUGAGUGGACUAAGAACAUACAUAAAUUGGCACCAAAGAUCAGAAGACGCUUCUAUUGCUACUUUGCAGACACUCGAAAAGUGUCAUCAGUCACUUAUUGAGAAAUUAAUACGCAUCUAA